AUGCUUUUCCUCAUCAGAUUAUCAACAAGUGGAGAGUUUUCUGGAAUUCAAAAUAGCCCGAUUGCAUUUAAUACUGAAGAUAAAGUACCAGAAACAGACAUUACUAAAGACAAUCAUUACAAUAUUCAACAUUGUCAAUUCAAUGAUACUGGAGCAUAUAAAGGAAAAUCAUCUAUUGACUUUCGCAAUGGAGAUGGAAGUCAAUAUAUUGAGGUUCACUCUUGUAUUGUAACAUACGGACGAGGAAAUUACGGUGGAGGAAUAUAUUUCUAUGGAAAAUUCGAUUUUGAUAUAAGUCAUAUAUGUAUUAGUGCCUGUUUAUGUUAUUGGUAUAGUGCAAUUGCUUAUUUGAAUGGUGGUGAAUCCAACAAAUAUAAUCUUACUUACUUGACAUCUAAUCAAUGCCUUCCAGCUAAGCAUCCAUUGUACCUGAAGAAUUUCAAGGAAUAUACAUAUAGUAACGUGUCCUUCACUCCUGCAAAUGGAUAUACUUAUGGUAUUGUUCUCGCCGAAUCUGUACAUGAUGACAAAAAAUAUAGUUACAACUCAUUUUGUAACAAUACAAGUGCCCAAGGAAUAGUUUAUUUUUAUGAUAUGUCUUUUAAUACAACUGCAUCUAAUUGUAAUUGCAUCGAUAAUGAGGCAUCGUCAUAUUCAGUUAUCAUUUAUGAUCAAGAUCGUUAUAUGGGAGAGCUCUAUCUUCAUAUUGAAAAUUUCUAUAUCUAUGGAAACAAAGUUUAUGAUUAUUAUUAUACUUAUCAUGAAUAUGAUCAUGGAAAAAUUAUUGUUAAAGAUUGCCAAGCAGAUAAUCAUGAUUCAUAUUAUCAUGCUAUAUUUGUUGGUGAAAACAUUAGAUUAACAUCAGAUGAGCACCAAGAAAUUCAGCAUUUCUCUACAUACGCAUGCAAUAUUGCAUAUGAUGUUGAAAACAUAGAAGUUGAAACACCAAUUCCAUUUGAAACUCCAUUUGAAACAGCGCAUGUAACACCUUAUUUAACAGAACAUCAAACACCUUUUGAAACUGCUUUUGUUACGCCAUUUCUUACAGCUUUUCAAACACCAUUUGAAACGGCGCAUGUAACACCAUUUGUAACAGUGUUUCAAACUCCAUUUGAAACUGCAUUUAAUACACCAGUAAUCACUAAUGGUUUAACACCUUUUGAAACAGCAUUUCAAACAAAUAUUCGGACACCCUAUGAAACAAAUGAAAAACAUGAUAAACCUGAAAGCAGCUCAGUUGAUGAUCAAGCAGCGAUAAAUCAAUCAAUAGAUAAGAAUGGCAAUGAUGUUGGACAAAGCAGUACAUCCAUAAUUUUAGGUGCAGAUUCAAAAUCUUCCAAUCCAAAAUUGGGAAAUGAAAAGUGGAUAAUUAUUGGAGUAUUGGCUUUUAUUGCAAUAGUUACAAUUGUAAUUGUAUCGAUUUAUUUAUAUAAGAGGAAGAACUCUACACGAACAGAUGAUUAUAGUGAAACGGAAAUGGUUGAAGAGACAGUGAUUGUCGCAAAUGAUAAUAUAUCAUUUACAAUUGAAAACCCAUUGUUCACGACAACCAUCAACGGAAGUGACGACCCUUUCAAAUCAGCAUUUGAAGAUUCAGAUGCCGACGGUGUAUUCCAUAUAAAUGAAAAUUAA
This is a messenger RNA of Trichomonas vaginalis G3, 1632 nucleotides long. RefSeq names its product bifunctional inhibitor/lipid-transfer protein/seed storage 2s albumin superfamily protein family. Lineage: Eukaryota; Parabasalia; Trichomonadida; Trichomonadidae. The record is from RefSeq and is a predicted model, not a curated record. The transcript has a single exon. Bases 1 to 1632 code for a protein of 543 amino acids.